Hypanus sabinus (Atlantic stingray) is the source of this 947-nucleotide messenger RNA. Its product is annotated as parkin coregulated gene protein-like. The record is from RefSeq and is a predicted model, not a curated record. Lineage: Eukaryota; Metazoa; Chordata; Chondrichthyes; Myliobatiformes; Dasyatidae. The coding region runs from base 1 to 564 and encodes 187 amino acids. Gene Ontology annotation, cellular component: vesicle; cytosol; neuron projection. The transcript is spliced from 5 exons. Gene Ontology annotation, molecular function: Hsp70 protein binding; Hsp90 protein binding.
AUGACGAAGGAAGCCCUGAACCCCGUCCCCAAUAUCAACGUCAUCAAGGCUGUCUGGGAUUACCUGGAGAAACAGAAGCAGGUUGAGAUUGAAAAGCUGGAUUAUCAUCACUACCUGCCUCUUUUCUUCGACGGCCUCUGUGAGACCAGUCACCCAUACGAGUUCUUUGCCAGACAGGGAGUCCACGACAUGCUGGAACAUGGUGGAACAAAGAUCCUUCCUGUCAUCCCCCAGCUUAUCAUCCCUAUCAAAAAUGCCCUGAACACCCGGAACAAGCAUGUUAUCUGUACCACACUGAAAAUCCUGCAGCAUCUUGUCGUAUCGGGAGAGAGGGUGGGUGAGGCGUUGGUUCCCUACUAUCGUCAGAUAUUGCCUAUUCUCAACCUUUUUAAAAACAUGAACGUAAACUCAGGAGAUGGGAUUGACUACAGUCAGCAGAAACGAGAAAAUAUCGGCGACCUCAUAAACGAGACGCUGGAGGUGUUCGAACGGUUUGGAGGGGAAGAUGCAUUCAUCAACAUCAAGUAUAUGGUCCCCACGUACGAGUCCUGUGUACUAAAUUAAGCAAAUAGAAAAAAAGGAAUGUGCUGAAGGACUGAAGUCUUCCUGCUCUUUUUCAAAAUCAUCCUAAUAUUUUUCAGAUAAUUAAAAUGUUAUUUGAAAUAGAAUCUUUUGCAGGAAGUACAUUAUUGAUGGUUAAAACAAGUUAGAAGAUGGUAGAAUUGAAUUAACAUUGCACUUCCAUUUUUCAUCUUUAUUUGAUUUGAUAUUUCAUCUUUAAAGAUCUCUAGUCCCUAUAGUACCUCGACAGCAGGUAAUGUCCAUUUUAUUAAGGAGUACGCUACAGAAAUUAGCUGAGCGUUUAUGAAAAAUCUGUUGAUGUACACACACAAUAAUAUUGCCUGCAAACACUGAAUUGUUUCUUCAAUAAAAACAUUCAUUUUGGA